AUGGAGCUUAUAUCAAAAAAUGGGUUAAAAACAUAUUUGGGCGUUAUAGCCCAAAGCAAUCAAAUUGGAAAUGCUGGGGAUGAAUUUUCUUUAAUUAUUGACCAGAAUCCGUUGACUGAAUUUGUUGAGAAACCGGUGGAAUUUAAAGAUUUGUGUUAUUCUCAAGCUAUUUGUGGAUGUAUAAGAGGAGCAUUAGAAGCUAUGCAUAUGGAAGUGCAGGUUACUCUUGUUGCUGAUCUUCCUGAUCCAACUGAAUUAAGAAUUAAAUUCCAUAGAAUUUUGCAUGAAUCAAUUCCUGCUGGAGAUGAAUUAUAA
Molecule: messenger RNA, 315 nt
Organism: Meloidogyne enterolobii
Lineage: Eukaryota; Metazoa; Nematoda; Chromadorea; Rhabditida; Meloidogynidae
Source: the annotation of a GenBank genome assembly